AUGCCAACACUAGAAGAAAUUGAGGACUAUGAAGACAUUGAUAAUUUGGAGAUGGAUAUUGCGGAGUUUGAUUCCUCUUUGAAGACGCCAAUUGCGCCAAAGAUAACACCAACAGUGGUUAGAAGUCAAGAUAUAGAGGAAGCAGAAUUGAAAAGAAGAGAAGAAGCAAUAAGAAACAGGGACAAAGAACAGGUUACAUUUAUUAAUCCUGUGACGGGAAAAAUUGAGGAAUCUGCACCUAUAUCAAAGGAAGAUUUAAGACAAGUUAAGAGAUUUCAACUAAUUUAUCCAUGUUAUUUUGAUAAGAAUAGAUCACAUAAAGAAGGUAGAAGAGUUCCAUUAGACUUAGCUGUAGAGAAUCCAUUGGCUAAAACCAUAUCUGAUGCAGUUCGUAGUUUGGGUUUAGUGUCCAUCUUUGAAAGUGAUAAAACACAUCCGCAAGACUUCGGUAACCCAGGUAGGGUGCGUGUAUUUCUGAAAGAAAACGGUAAAGUUCUACCGAAUUCGCUUGGGGGUGGGGAAUCACGUUAUGAGAAAGGUGGUAAAAGGCUAUUAUUCAAAGAUAUUGCUAAUUACUUACAAGAAAAUCCAACCACACUUGCAUCAUUAAGGGAGAUUCCAUAUGGACCAGAUUAUGAUAAUAUUAAGAUUCAAAAGAUUCCAAAAGUGAGGGGUUUUAAGAUGAACGACAUUGUUCCUUUGCAUAGUCCAUUGUUAAUGGGACACCCUGCUACAAAGACAUUAUAUGAGAUGCCACCUCCAUUACAAGUUACCUCAUCUAAUCCAGAAAAGGUUAUGAAGAUGCCAAAGAAUAGAUAUAAAGUUAUUAGAAGGUAG
Arxiozyma heterogenica is the source of this 837-nucleotide messenger RNA. It is a transcript of the gene SEC65, whose product is annotated as RNA-binding signal recognition particle subunit SEC65. Gene Ontology annotation, molecular function: 7S RNA binding. Gene Ontology annotation, biological process: SRP-dependent cotranslational protein targeting to membrane; SRP-dependent cotranslational protein targeting to membrane, signal sequence recognition. NCBI's taxonomy places the organism in Eukaryota, Fungi, Ascomycota, Saccharomycetes, Saccharomycetales, Saccharomycetaceae. Gene Ontology annotation, cellular component: signal recognition particle, endoplasmic reticulum targeting. The coding region runs from base 1 to 837 and encodes 278 amino acids. The record is from RefSeq and is a predicted model, not a curated record. The transcript has a single exon.